This is a messenger RNA of Entamoeba histolytica HM-1:IMSS, 492 nucleotides long. RefSeq lists its product as uncharacterized. The record is from RefSeq and is a predicted model, not a curated record. Bases 1 to 492 code for a protein of 163 amino acids. The transcript has a single exon. NCBI's taxonomy places the organism in Eukaryota, Evosea, Mastigamoebida, Endamoebidae.
AUGUUUGGAAUUGAAGAUCGAGAGAAAUAUGGAAGAAACAUACCAGAAAGAUACUAUGGAAUAUCAGACGGAUGUUUUAGUGGAAGUAAUGAAAUAAUGGAAAUCAAUAUACCAACACAUAUUGAAAUGAUAGGAAAUGAAUGUUUUAAAGAAUGUACAAGAUUAAGUAUAAUAACUAUUCCAACAUGUGUUAAUGAAAUAGGAUAUUGGUGUUUUUGUGAAUCUAAAUCAUUACAAUCAAUUAAUAUACCAACAAGUGUAAGUAAAAUAGGAGAAAAUUGUUUUGAAUAUUGUAUGUCACUAAGAAGUAUUACAAUACCAACAAGUGUAAAUGAAAUAGGAAAAGGAUGUUUUAAUAGAUGUUAUUCAUUAAGAAGUAUUGAAAUACCAUCAACAAUUACAUCAUUUGGAUAUGGAUGUUUUUAUGGAUGUGGAUGUGUAGAAGAAUUACUCAAGAAGAAUGCAAGAAUACCAGAAUAUUGCUUUAAAUAA